AUGGAAAUUUUAGAUGUAUCGCUCCUCUGUCUGGCAACCUUGCCCGUUGCCCACACCAUCAUGGUAUCAUUCGGCACGAAUCAAGGUCCCAUCGUUCCAAGACAACCAAAGUCAACGUCCGCUCAAGAGAGAACCAUCGUGGCUAGAAGCCCGGCGCCGGUAUCAGAAUAUAGAGACGACGUACCUAAUCCCAAUGUGUACAAACCACCGUACCCACAUCAGUAUAGAACCAAACUGUACGCUUAUAAACCCUCCGCGAAUUUGAUUCUUGGGACACCACUAGACCAGAAAUUCACUCCCAAUUCAAUUCCUAAGUAUCAUUAUUACAAAAAACAGCUACAAAGAUUGAACUUGGGAGCGGAUUACACAGGUCCUAAUAUUUUCGAAAGACAGGAAUACGAAUUUUUACCCAAAACUGUUCUUAUCCCUUCUGUUAAGUACAACAAACCAAUCUACGCACCUGCAGAGAGUCAAAAUAGUAAGUACGUACCCGAAAUUGGGGUAGCAUAUUCUUCCGGGAUUAGGUACUACGUUCCUCAAAUUAUAGUUGUUAACCCUCAUCAGAAUGAUGUUAAUCCAAGAGAUGAAAAUUCUGUGUACGAUGUAGAAGAUCAAAAGUAUUAUCAGUAAUUUAAAAAAAAAAGCUGUUGAUAACUGUGCCAAUUUAUACUUUUUUGUUAACUUGAAGUAAAUGUGUGAAA
This is a messenger RNA of Psylliodes chrysocephalus, 701 nucleotides long. NCBI's taxonomy places the organism in Eukaryota, Metazoa, Arthropoda, Insecta, Coleoptera, Chrysomelidae. The record is from the annotation of a GenBank genome assembly.